UUGGGGUGGUUCGAUGCGCGCGUUCUUAUCGUCGCACUGUGCUUAUUGUUUGGAGUACGCAUACAUGAGGAAUUCAGGAGACAGAUCAUGAAGCUCAACAAACAAAAAUCCUCACAAGCAGAAAGGGAAUUCGGAGGGACUUUGGGUGCCACCUGCAUCCCUGUCUUCCUGCCCCUGACGGUGCUUUACCUGCUGUGUGUAUGUCGCUCCCCUGCGGCCAGCGUGCUCCAGUGGCCCCCUGUCCUGCCCCCCACAGCCCAGCUAUGGGACCCGUUGGCCCCUGUUCUCAUACUGGGCUGGAUGGCCCUCCAGAGCUUCCUUUACCUGCUGCCUAUGGGGAAGCUGUCUGAGGGGAUGGUGCUGAAAGAUGGAUCGAGACUCAAGUACCCCAUAAACGGUUUUCAUGCCCUGUGCGUCACAGCUGUGCUGUUGACAUUGUCACUAUGGCUGGGGAUGCCUCUGGGAUAUCUCUUUGAGCUGUUGUUGCCCCUGGCAGUGUGUGCUAUUGGGGUGUCAUUCCUCCUCUCCCUCUACCUCUACAUACGCUCCUUCUGGGCCCCUCACCAUGCCCUCGCCCAGGGGGGAAACACAGGAAACCCUCUGUAUGAUUUCUUUAUGGGACGAGAGCUGAACCCACGGAUUGGAAGCUUCGAUCUGAAAUAUUUUUGUGAGUUGAGACCAGGUCUGAUUGGCUGGGUGGUGAUUAACCUUGGGAUGCUGAUGAAAGAGGUGGAGCUACGGGACUCCGCCUCCCUGGCCAUGAUACUGGUCAACAGCUUCCAGCUGCUCUACGUGGCGGAUGCGCUGUGGAAUGAGGAGGCUGUGCUGACCACCAUGGACAUAGUGCAUGAUGGCUUUGGGUUUAUGUUAGCCUUUGGGGACCUGGCCUGGGUUCCUUUCACAUACGGCAUGCAGGCUGCCUUCCUGGUGGUGCACCCACAGUCCCUCAGUCCUCUGGGAGCCACAGCUAUAGUCACAUUGAAUGGUGUUGGGUAUUAUAUCUUCAGAAAAUCCAACUCCCAGAAGAACCAGUUCAGACGGGACCCUACGCAUCCCAGUGUUGCAAACCUGGAGACUAUUGCCACAGCAACAGGGAAGCGCCUUUUGGUGUCAGGCUGGUGGGGCCUCGUCCGCCAUCCUAACUACCUAGGAGACCUUCUCAUGGCCCUGGCAUGGUCCCUGCCAUGUGGAUUCAACCAUCUUCUACCUUACUUCUAUGUUGUGUACUUCACUGUCCUGCUGAUUCACAGAGAGGCCCGUGACGAAAGGCACUGCAGGGCCAAGUAUGGCCUGGCCUGGGAUGCCUACUGCAGCCGUGUGCCCUACAGGAUCUUCCCCUAUGUCUACUGAGCUGAGCUGGACCGGAGUGGUCAGGGCAGAGCCGGGCCCCGGGGGCAUGCGAUAGGAUAGCCAGUUUUGUUGUAUAAAGUGCACGUUCUGAACCUCAACAGACUGGACUGAACAAAUACUACUGAAAUGCUGUCAAUUCUCCGUCAUAAAGAAUAUGUACUUUAUAAAAGUGAACACUGUGGAGAAAAUGACACUCCUAACUGGAUGAACAGACCAGACAAGCUGACACAUCAGCCCAGCAGCUUUGAGUUGUUCACAUUAGUGAUGUCUGUCCAGUGAGUCUCUAACACGAUCAAUCUUGACCAUCACCUUUUGUACUGAUCUAGCCAUACUUCCUCAAGACUGGACACUAUGGGCCGGUUUCCCAGACAGAUUAAGUCUAGCCCUGGACUAAAAAGCAUGCCCAACAGAGAAUCUCCAUUGAAAGUGCUUUUUAGUCCAGGAUUAGGGUUAAUCGCUGUCCGGGACACCAGCCCUAAACUUAAUUUCAAAUGAAUAGAUUAGUCACAUUUCAGUAACUAAUCUGAAGGCUAUUCAAAUUAUCAUGACAAUUUAUGCAUGUAUUGAAAUUAAGGUCAUGUUGUACAAUUUUUUUAGAACGACAGAGUGUAAGCCUAUUUCUUUAAUAUUCACAACUGAAAUGUAAGCCUUAUUAGUUUACAUGACCUUUAUUGCAUAAUUGAAUUUUAAUUAAAAAACAAUAAACAUGUCAAUGGUAA
Molecule: messenger RNA, 2069 nt
Organism: Coregonus clupeaformis (lake whitefish)
Lineage: Eukaryota; Metazoa; Chordata; Actinopteri; Salmoniformes; Salmonidae
Product: delta(14)-sterol reductase TM7SF2
Exons: 11
Coding region: 88-1350 (420 amino acids)
Biological process (GO): sterol biosynthetic process
Cellular component (GO): endoplasmic reticulum membrane; nuclear inner membrane
Molecular function (GO): oxidoreductase activity, acting on the CH-CH group of donors, NAD or NADP as acceptor
Source: RefSeq, a predicted model, not a curated record